This is a messenger RNA of Trachemys scripta elegans, 2395 nucleotides long. It is a transcript of the gene TMEM40, whose product is annotated as transmembrane protein 40. The transcript is spliced from 13 exons. Lineage: Eukaryota; Metazoa; Chordata; Testudines; Emydidae. The record is from RefSeq and is a predicted model, not a curated record. The coding region runs from base 452 to 1366 and encodes 304 amino acids.
CAGAAAACUAAAGCUGUUGCUGCUCCACCUCCACCCAGACUCAUCAGGCAAGUUGGUUUGCAUUUGUGCCUGGCUGAUUCAGGGGCCCGAGGCCCUACCACCUCCUUUCCUUGGAAUCAGGAAUCUCCCGGACGUGGUGGAAGUUAAAGUUCCAGCCUCACUGCUCGGUGUUUGGCGUAAAACUUUAAUGUAAGGAACUCACGGCUUGGAGGAGGAAAUGAGUCAGGCAAUCUAAGGGAGCAGCACCACAUGUAAUUGCCAUUGGGACUGUGAUUUCACAGCCCCUCCGUGCGCCAACUAAUCCAGAGCACGUGAUUAAUACACACAGCCAGACAUCUAGUUGUCAUCACUCUGCCAGGCCCAGGCUCCUACCACACGCAUCCCUCUCUGCCUUUCAGACAGGACGGUUCACCUUUGAAGCAGCAGUGCCAGCAGGAGAGCAGACACAGCAAUGGACAACUUUAACUUCUCACUUCCAGUUCUCACUAGAAAACAACAAGACAUUUUUCAGAAAGCUUUUGCUGAUGAUGCUGAUUACCUGGAAACAUCUGAGAAAAUGAAUCAGUCCUUCUGGAAAUUGUUAAUAAAAUGUUUAGCCACUGUUAACCCAGCCAGCCUGACCACUGAAGAAACACACAAUCUCCUUAACAGAGGCAUAAACUCAUCUGAUGAACGUGCAGCCUCCUUGAAGACCAUAGGAGAAAAAGGAGUUAAUGCAGUGGUUGUGCUUUACCUGCUGCUAAAGGUGAAAGAUCUAUCUGCCUACAGAGAGUUGCCCAGCUCCAAGAAAAAUGAUGAAAAAUUGAAACUACUUCAGGAAUUGGAAAAAAGUUUCACAUUUUCACCAGAAGAAAGUGAGGUUGAAAGGUCAUCUCGGGAGCCUGCAGAGACACAACCACGAGCCACCAGUGCUGGCAAGAAAAAAGUCUCUGUGGCAACAGUAAAACCAAUUUCUCACAAAGAAAGUCAGGAAGACCAAGACCAUGAAAAUGAAGAUGGAAGUGGUGCACCGGGAGAGGUUGUCCCCUAUAAUGAAUCAGAGAUUGCAAGACGAGAAAAUGCAACUGCUGCUGUAUGUGAAAACGUUACUUACCUUCAGAGAUGUCAGAGACAGUGGAUAAGAAUACGGAAAAAUGAUGUGUUCUUUCAUUUUGUCAUUCUUUGCUUUGGCAUUGGAGCUGCACUAAUUAGCUAUUACCACUACAAAGACUGGACCAUUUCUCUUGGUUUUGGUUUAAUCACCUUUGCUUCCCUAGAAACCACCGGAAUAUAUUUUGGUCUUGUGCAUCGAAUUCACAGUGUCCUUGAGCGUUUCAUUCCUCUGAUUCAGAGAUUCAAAAUACCAGGUAUUAGAAAAGUUGACUGAACAGAAGAUUCUGAGAGUUCAACAAGUCUCUGGUUUCUGGAUUGAUUGUACUUAUGUGAAUAAACCUGUUUUAUGGUGCAGUCAUAAAAUCUAAUGGCUAUUAUAAAAUAUUGAAGCGUUAACCAUAACAUUUGUUAUUCUCUCCACUGGGGAAUAAAAACCGUAGUACAGUAUGUCUGUCCUUUCCUUUGAUGUUUUGUGGCUCAGUGCAACCAGUAAAAUAGGCUGGGUUUAGGUUUAUAAAUUCAUUUUAAGCUAUUUGGGUAAUACAUCAUGUUAUUUUCCCCACCCAUAUAAUCAUGUCGGUCCCACUUGAGAAGUCUGAUCCAAAGUCCAUUGAAGUCAAGGAAUGACGUGCAUAGACUUCAUUGAGCUCUAGAUCAGGCCUUUGAUGUUUAAAAAAAAGUCUUUGGAAACCCUUGUGGGGUUCUUUUCCUCCCGCACGUUCCGGGUCAGGUUUACUUUUCAUGUUGCACCCACCUAUACCUCCCUGCUAGCACCAGUGCUGAUUGGAGCUAUUCCCCUUUGGCUAGAGCCCUGCAUUAUGAGUGUUAUCUGAGCAUGUGGACUAGUCAAGGCUGUUUUUCAAAGCACUUUGUUAGCACCUUUCCUCCAAGAGGCAACCAUGGCACUCAGAAGCUCUGCUUUCUUCACACCUUGUGAAACCAUGAGCCAGACAAAUCUCACCUGCUUGAACACCAACAGUAGAAUUACUUCAAUUAAUUUGGAUUAGAUUAAUUUAUUGUAGCAGACCUUGAUAAACUGUGCUUAGAAUAUAAUGACUUGCAAUGAAAGCCAGGUGAGAUGUUACACACAGUGUAUAGCAAAAUGCGGAAAUGUAUUAGUGACAGCAAAUUUAAUUUCUCUUCCUGUGACAGCAGUUUGAGGAAAAAUAAAUGAGUGGUUCAAAAAAGAAUAAAUAAUGAACUGUAGAUUUGGAACACCUGUCAUUUUAUAGGGUUUUUUUUUUUUUUUGGCAAAUUUUUUAGAACUAUAAACAGUGGAAAGUGCUGAAGACACAGCAAAAAA